UUCAUCAAUUCCUGCCAGAGGAAGGAACCAACAUGGCAGUCACCUUUUUUGAUUUUGGGUAUGCUGAUAGAUUUUUACAGACAGAAUCCUCCAACAUGCUUACUUUACACUCUACUGCUGAAUGGAAUGCUCAUUUCAAUGCCCUCAAAGAAACUAACAAGCUGAUGGUAAUUGAAUUCACAGCUUCAUGGUGUGGACCUUGCAAACUCAUGGACCCAGUUGUACGAGAGUUUGCCGCAAAAUAUACAGAUGUUGAGUUCAUCAAGGUUGAUGUAGAGGAAUUACUGGAAUUGUCUCAAGCAUUCCAGGUGCAGCAAUUACCAACAUUCAUGCUAAUUAAGAGAGGCAAAGUUGCUGAUAAAUCGGUAGGAAUAAAAAAGGAGGAGCUAAAAAAGAAGAUUGAGGAACACAGAAAAUAAAUGAUUGAUCAUCAUGA
Abrus precatorius (Indian licorice) is the source of this 436-nucleotide messenger RNA. Its product is annotated as thioredoxin H2-like. The record is from RefSeq and is a predicted model, not a curated record. The transcript has 3 exons. The coding region runs from base 33 to 419 and encodes 128 amino acids. NCBI's taxonomy places the organism in Eukaryota, Viridiplantae, Streptophyta, Magnoliopsida, Fabales, Fabaceae.